AUGGUAUUAAUAUAUUCAAGACAAAAAGAAUGUAAAAUUCAUAAAGAACAAAAAUAUUAUUCAUUUUGUCAAGAAUGUGAAUGUUUAGUUUGUAAAGCAUGUUUAUUAGGAGUUCAUAAAGGUCAUAAACAUAAAGAUUUUACAGAAUGUGAUGAUUUGGAUAACCUCUAUAAAUCAUAUAAUCAAUUAUCAUCAGAGAUGCCCUCCUAUGAGGAGUAUCAAAAAAAGAUAACAUCACUCCAAGACGAGAUUGGAUCAUUAUUAGAAUCUUAUGAAAGUUGUAAAAAUGCAAUUACAAAUCAAUUUAAAGAUUUAUCGAUACUAAUUGCAAAUAGAGAAUCUCAAUUAUUAAAACAACUUCAAGAUAAAUUCAAUCAGAAAAAACAAGAUAUUCAAGAGAAAUUAAAAUAUUUAGAUUCAAUUGAAAAUUGUUUUUCACCUAUAAAAUUAAAUAAUCAACAACAACAACAACAUCAUAAUAAUAAUAAUAAUAAUAAUAAUAAUAAUAAUAAUAAUAAUAAUAAUAAUAAUAAUAAUAAUAAUAAUAAUAAUAAUAAUAACCAGCAAAUGCAAUCACAACAACAAAAACAACAAAAACAACCACCAAUAAUUGAAGAGAAUGAAGAACAAGAAGAACAAGAGGAACAAGAAGAAGUUGGUAGAUCAAAAGAAGAAAAUCAUACAAUAAAUAAUAGUGGUAGUAUUAGUAAUAAUAAAAAUUUAGCAAAGAAAAAAGGUUCAGUUGGUGAAUCAUCUUCAUCUUCUUCUUCUUCAUUAUCAUCUUCAUCUUCACUUUCAUCAUCAGCCUCAAAUUCAAAUAUAAAUAAUAAUUCUAGCGGUAGUAGUAGUAGUAUUAGUAGUAAUAGUGGCAAUGGUAUUAAAUUAUUACAAAUUGAAAAACAACUUUUAUUAAAAGAUAAUGAUUGUUUUGUUGAAUUUUGUGAAAGAAAUUUUGCAAUGAAAUCAUAUAGAGACAAUUUAGAGUUUUUAGAUCAACCAUUAUCAUGUGUACUCUUAACAAAUUUUGAAUCAAUUGGUAUUGAAAAUUAUGGUACUAUCACUUCAACUGAAACUUUAUCUGAUAAUGGUUUCUUUAUUUAUACUUUAUUAAAACAAGAUGAUAAUAAUAUUAAUAAUAAUAAUAAUAAUAAUAAUAAUAAUAGAAAUAGUGGUGGAAUUGUUGGUGGAGGUGGUGGUAUAAAUAAUGAGGAUUCAGAAUCAUUAAUUAUUGAAGAUGAAGCAUUUUAUAAAAUGGAAAUGUUAAAUGUUACCGAUAUGAAAUGGAGAACAAUUCAAUUUGGUGAUUUAUCAAACAGAAGAGGUAUUUGGAUACAAGUUGCUAAUAAAUAUAUUUAUUCAUUUAGUGCAAAUAAUUGUUGUAAUAUUAGUUGUAAUAUAAAUUUUAAUAAUAAUAAUAAUAAUAAUAAUAAUAAUAAUAAUAAUAAUAAUAAUAAUAAUAAUAAUAAUAAUAAUAAUUAUAAUAAUAAUGGUUGUGAUAACUAUUUAUAUAGAUUUUGUUUACCAACAAAUAGUUGGGAAAAUUUAGGAUUAUUACCAAUUGAAUUGAAUCAAACAUCAACACCAGUUUAUGAUGGAUUUAAAUCAAUAUAUAUAUUUGGUGGUAAAUCAAGAAUAAAGAGUGGAAAGUUAAUUAAGGAUGUUUAUUUGUAUGAUACAAUUACAAAUUCAUUUCAAGUGGUUGAUGAUUAUGAUAUUCAAAUCUCAAAUUUAUUAGCGGCUUAUGAUGGUUCAAAGAAUAUUUAUUUAUUUGGUGGCACAUUGGAUCAAGAGAAUGGUAAACCAAAUUUACAAGUUUAUUCAUUCAGUUGUCAGUCAAUAAAGUAUGGUUACACUUCUGGAUUAUUUCCAUUAUUUAGUUUACCAGAAUCCGAUUGUAGAGUAUUGGCCGUUAGAAAUGAUAGAAAGAAUAAUCAUAUCUACAUUUUAACUGUUAAAUCAUUUAAAAGAUAUUCAAUCACUUCGAAUAGAAUGAAAACGUUACCAUAUCCAAUUAUAGCCAACCAAGGUUGUUUCGAUAAACCUUUUAAAUUACUCUUUGACUAUGGUAAUAAAUUGUUUUUAUUUGGUUGGAAUUUUAGUUACUACUUUAAUAUUCAAGAUAAUUAUUGGUAUACCAUUCCUUUCAAUCAAUCCCUUCAAAAUUUUACAAUCGAAUGUGCUAUCGUCACUCAUAAUAAUUUACCAAGUCAAUUAUCAACUUUAUUCCAAAAUUUAAUCUCUCAAUCAAUUAAACAAUUAUCAAGAAAUAAUUCUGAUCAAGAUGAUGAAAAUUUUGAAAUAAUUCAAAUUCAAAAACAACCUGAAAUUAAAAGACCAUCUUCAACAAAUUCUACAAAUUCUUCAAAUUCAAGUAAAAAUAAAUCAUCUCAACAACCACCACAACAACCUCAACAGCAAUCACAACAACAACAACAGCAAUCACAACAACAACAACAACAACAACAACAACAACAACAACAACAACAACAACAACAACAACAACAACAACAACAACAGCAAUUACAACAACAAAAUUUACCAACAAUAACUAUAACAAAUACUCAAACUACAAACCAAAAUUUACCAUCAACACCAUCAUCUUCUUCAACAUCUUUAUCAUCUUCACAACAAAAGAAUACUAUUGAAGAUGAAGAGAAUAAUACCAAUAAUAACAAUAAUAUUGCAGAUGCUUCAAUCGAUUCUGAUGUUGGUGACUUAAAUGAAACACCAUUAUCAUCCUCCUCUUUAUAUAUUGAAAAGAAUUUAUUGGAAUAUCAAUCAAAGAUUGAGCCAUUAGAAAAGAUUGAACAAGAUAUUAGAAAAAUGAUUGAACUUUGUGAAACACCAAUCGAUGAGUCAAUAGAUAUCAAAGUAAAACUAUUAAAUGAAAGAAGAACUAGAAAGAAAGCACUCGAAUAUCAAUUAUCAAAAUUAAGUGAAAGAAAGAAAUUAAUUGAAUUAUCUUAUCAAAAUCAAGAUAAUAAUAAUAAUCAAAAUAAUAGUAAUAAUAAUAAUAAUCAAAAUAAUAUUUGUCAUUGUUGUUGGGUUGUUAGUUGUUGA
This is a messenger RNA of Dictyostelium discoideum AX4, 3060 nucleotides long. RefSeq lists its product as hypothetical. Bases 1 to 3060 code for a protein of 1019 amino acids. NCBI's taxonomy places the organism in Eukaryota, Evosea, Eumycetozoa, Dictyosteliales, Dictyosteliaceae. The record is from RefSeq and is a predicted model, not a curated record. The transcript has 2 exons. Gene Ontology annotation, molecular function: zinc ion binding.